CCAGUUUCGUGGAGCUAAAUAGAUAUAGAAUAUCUGUGAAUAUAAAAGGGCGAACGAUACCCCAAAGUUGUGCUAACCCACGGAGGAUAACUAGUAGUACAAACGACAGCGUAUUAAUAGAUAUAGGAAAGCUCAUUGAAGUAUCUUGGAAUUCAAUUGUCUAGCGCAUCAAAAACCACUCCCUUAAACACUCAUCCACCGCGUAAUAUUUCAGCUAUCCAUAUAAUUCGUAAAAUCUUGAUCGCCAUGGCAAAUAACACCGAUGCCGACCAAGGCAGCAAGCUCGCAGCUCUCAAUUCCGCCACAAUUGGAGUUGAGAUGCCCCAGAUAACGCUUCCAGACGGGAGCAAAGUGCAAACGGGGACUGUUGGUGCUCUACUCAUCAAUAUUCGCGCAUAUAAUGAAGCGCAUAAGGCUGGAGAUACAGCAAUGACUGCGGCCUUGGAAGAAGCGAUGCGCGCAACUCUGCCACUGUUAGAUAAGGUUGGCAUGUUCGAUCUCUUCAGACCAGAAGAGUGGAUUUCCGGGGACAAUGAAGGCCGGAAAGUUGUAGGGAAGUCGUAUUUACAGUACAAAUCGGAACAAAAGUAGGCAAGAAGUGUGAUGAACAGAGUUGCGGUCCAAAGGAUGAACGUUGUUGGUGUACCUAGGUGGUUAUCACGGGCGAAAACUCCCG
This is a messenger RNA of Hypoxylon trugodes, 676 nucleotides long. RefSeq lists its product as uncharacterized. The transcript has 2 exons. Bases 247 to 591 code for a protein of 114 amino acids. The record is from RefSeq and is a predicted model, not a curated record. Lineage: Eukaryota; Fungi; Ascomycota; Sordariomycetes; Xylariales; Hypoxylaceae.